Molecule: messenger RNA, 702 nt
Organism: Dermacentor silvarum
Lineage: Eukaryota; Metazoa; Arthropoda; Arachnida; Ixodida; Ixodidae
Product: myb/SANT-like DNA-binding domain-containing protein 1
Exons: 3
Coding region: 1-702 (233 amino acids)
Biological process (GO): positive regulation of DNA-templated transcription
Cellular component (GO): nuclear body
Source: RefSeq, a predicted model, not a curated record
AUGAACGAUCCCGGCGCCUCGUCUGCUUCGCUCGCACCGGCAUCGGAGCGUCACAUCGGCAGCAACCCUUCGCAGCCACGGCCAACGUGGACGGAGGCAGAGACCUGGGUCUUGAUCCGGCUGUGGGAGGACCACCUCCCGCAACUCCGAGGGGAGAAACAUAACGCCAAAGUGUAUGAUGCCAUUGUCGCAGCUCUUGCGCAGAGCGGCAUCAAGAGAACUCGCCGGCAGGUGCAGACCAAGAUCGACAACCUGACCCAGAGAUACAGAAAAGAGUCGCGGGAAAGGACGACAGUGUUCUCGCCGUCUCCCUGGCCAUUCUUUUCUGAAGUACACAGAAUCUUGGGUGCCCUGCCGGCGAAUGAUCGCUCCCUCAUUCAGGAGAGCCCUUGCUCUCCAGAUGAAACUGUAGAAAUGAUAAUUUCCAGCAUGGAACGUUCCAAUGGAAACACGUCUGGAGAGGAGGAGGUGGCAGACGCAAGCGAUAGCCAAGGGCCUGCAUCGACCACACAACAGCGCCGCCCACAAAAGCGGAAGAGGCAGAGUGCCACUGAGAACUUCAGGAAUAACUUGCUCGAACAGCAAAAUAAGCUGAUUGCUACGUUGCAAGAGGCAACUAAAGUUGACCAAGCUCUGCGGGAGCGGCAAGUAAAUGCGCAAGAAAAGUUGGUGGACCUGCUGUCGCAGUAUUUUAAUAAAUAA